This is a messenger RNA of Ilex paraguariensis (yerba mate), 1481 nucleotides long. The record is from the annotation of a GenBank genome assembly. Lineage: Eukaryota; Viridiplantae; Streptophyta; Magnoliopsida; Aquifoliales; Aquifoliaceae.
AUUACACAUACGGCCGCGCUCUCUCUCUACAACUUCAAUGUAUAAAACCUAACCAUCCAUUUUUCCUUCGUCUUCCGCUCACUCUCCCUCUCUCCACUUACUGUUCCAAUACCAGUUCUUUUCUCGUCAUCCUCUCGCGAUCCAACCAUGUCUUGCUACAAGGGAAAAUACACUGAUGAGCUUAUUGCCAAUGCUGCUUACAUUGGCACCCCUGGAAAGGGUAUCCUUGCUGCUGAUGAGUCAACUGGCACAAUUGGCAAGCGUCUAUCUAGCAUCAAUGUUGAGAAUGUUGAGUCAAACAGGCGGGCUCUCCGUGAGCUUCUCUUCUGCACUCCUGGUGCCCUUCAAUACCUCAGUGGAGUUAUCCUUUUUGAGGAAACUCUCUAUCAGAAGACUGCUGCAGGUAAGCCCUUUGUUGAUGUGUUAAAGGAAGGUGGAGUCCUUCCUGGAAUUAAGGUUGAUAAGGGCACUGUUGAGCUUGCGGGUACAAAUGGUGAGACCACCACCCAAGGUCUUGAUGGCCUUGCUCAGCGUUGCGAGAAGUACUAUGAAGCUGGGGCUAGGUUUGCCAAAUGGCGUGCUGUGCUGAAGAUUGGCCCUAAUGAGCCAUCGCAGUUGGCUAUUAAUGAAAAUGCCAACGGCUUAGCUCGAUAUGCGAUCAUCUGCCAGCAGAGUGGCUUGGUUCCCAUUGUUGAGCCUGAGAUUCUUGUGGAUGGACCUCAUGACAUUGACAAGUGUGCUGAAGUAACAGAACGUGUUCUUGCUGCAUGCUACAAGGCACUCAAUGACCACCAUGUCUUGCUUGAGGGAACCCUGUUGAAGCCCAACAUGGUUACCCCUGGAUCUGAUGCCCCAAAAGUUGCACAUGAGGUGAUUGCUGAGUGUACAGUUCGUGCCUUGCAGCGUACCAUGCCUGCUGCGGUUCCAGCUGUGGUGUUUUUGUCUGGUGGCCAGAGCGAGGAAGAGGCUACCCUCAACCUUAAUGCCAUGAACAAACUCAAGACAAAGAAGCCGUGGACUCUCACUUUCUCCUUUGGACGUGCUCUUCAGCAGAGUACCCUCAAGGCUUGGGCAGGAAAGGAGGAAAAUGUUGGGAAGGCACAGGCUGCAUUCCUUGCCAGAUGCAAGGCCAAUUCAGAGGCUACCCUUGGAACUUACCAGGGUAGUGGUUCACUUAGUGAAGGUGCUGCAGAGAGCCUCCAUGUGAAGGACUACAAGUACUAAUCGGGUUUUUGUUUCUACUCGGUUGUGUCUUUAAUUUUUGGAGUUUAUGGCAGUACUGUUUGAGUGUCUAUUCUAGGGCAUGGUGUUAGGCUUCUUGCUCAUUUUUCUUCUUGACCUAUGUUAGUUGAAUGGUCCAAUAAUCUUGAGUCAACAUUGGUAUGUAUGAGAUUGAGUAUGUUUUUCCGAGUCUAUGAUUAUCUGCUUCUUCCAGGGAUGGUUUUCGUAAUUGUCUUAAUAAAGGAUAUGCUAUGGUGUUU